CACACCCUGGUGGUCGACCUUAUAAGCUACCAGGACUGUGAUUUGCAUAACUAAGCAUGGGCUACAUGGCAUUGGAUUCAUUUGGGUUUAAUUAGUUUUACUAUUACAGCCUAAUGAGAUUAGCCUUUGGAUCUGUUACAACAAAAAUGAUGUAAAUCUGUUGGUAAAAAAAAAAAGGGUCUACCACAAAUUUUCAUAUCAUCAACAGCUAGGAAUAAACUGAUAAUACUGUCCUCUAUAGCACCUUCUGUUUUCUCCUUGCUUUCGGUUUCCUCCAUACCUGGUCAUCCUCUCCAUUCUCUACUUAUUAUAUUGCUGUUCUUUCUUUACCUUGUGUAAAAAUCAAAACAUAAACUCUUCAAUGUUAAAGAAAGGUUCGAAACGAGGGAGCUCAUCAAGAGGAGGGCGCAUUUUUUAUGAAGAGAAUAGCUUGCUUAAAUUUAGCAGAAUCAAGAAAACUAAUCUUCCUGCUGAUAAUGAUGAUGACUUUUUCAAUACAAGAAAUAGCCAGGAUCAGGUUGUAACUCCCUCCAACUCGAGUUCGCCUUAUAAUAUUGUCUCUCCGGUGGAGAAGUCUCCAAGGUCCUCUCAGAGGAUCACCAACAUUCCUUUUGAAGACAAUGAUGAUAAUUUCUCUCCUAAUGUGCUAAUGGGGUCAUUAGUACGAGAAGAGGGUCAUAUUUAUUCAUUGGCUGCAUCCGGUGAUCUUCUUUAUACUGGUUCUGAUAGCAAGAAUAUAAGGGUUUGGAAGAAUCAGAAGGAGUUUCCAGGGUUUAAAUCGAAUAGUGGAUUGGUUAAAGCAAUUGUGAUUUCUGGUGCAACGAUAUUUACAGGGCAUCAAGAUGGGAAAAUACGGGUAUGGAAGGUCUCAUCCAAGGAUCCAAGUAUUCAUAAACGUGUAGGGACCUUACCAACUAUGAGGGAUUACUUCAACAACUCGAUGAAAACAAGUAAUUAUAUUGAAGUUAAACGCCACAAGAAUGCGGUAUGGUACAAACAUAGCGAUGCAAUUUCAUGUCUUAGCUUGAGCGAAGAUAAGACAUUUCUUUAUUCAUCAUCAUGGGACAAGACUUUUAAAGUUUGGAGAAUAUCCAAUUCUAGAUGCCUUGAAUCAGUCAUUUCUCACGAUGAUGCUGUUAAUUCAAUCGUUGCCGGAAACGAUGGCCUAGUCUUUACAGGAUCAGCUGAUGGAACUGUCAAGGUUUGGAGGAGAGAAUUACAAGGGACAGGAACCAAACAUUUCUUUUCACAAACGUUGUUGAAACAAGAAUGUGCUGUUACGGCAGUGGCGGUUAAUCCUAACGCCACAGUUGUCUAUUGUGGCUCAUCAGAUGGGCUUGUUAACUUCUGGGAACGUGAAAAACAUAUGUCUCAUGGUGGUGUUUUAAGAGGUCAUAAAUUGGCCAUUCUAUGCUUAGUUACAGCAGGGAGCCUCCUGUUUAGCGGCUCAGCUGAUAUGGGAAUAUGUGUGUGGAGGAGAAUGGGAAACGAUCACAUAUGUUUGUCGUUGUUAGCAGGCCACAAAGGACCUGUCAAGUGCUUGGCUGCAGAGAAAGAUCACGAGUCCGCGCCGAACGAGAGGCGAUGGAUUUUGUACAGUGGCAGCCUUGAUAAGUCUGUAAAGAUGUGGAGAGUAUCUGAAAACGCACCACCAAUGGCAUGGAGAGGCUGUCCUAGUAGUGCUCCUACCUCCAUGCCAAGUUCACUGCCAGCAGCUACAAGCUUCCCAGCUCAGACCAGGAAUAAUUAACGAUAUUCGCAAUUAAAAAAGAAGAAGAAGAAGAGAAAAAAAGAGGUUAUGUAUAUGUGAUUCGUUACCUUAAAAAAUGAAAUUGGAAAUUUUCAAUUCUUUCACCAAUUCAGUUGUUUUUGCAGUCAGAUCAAAUAAAAAUAUUGAUGAGUUCUUACA
This is a messenger RNA of Populus trichocarpa (black cottonwood), 1909 nucleotides long. RefSeq names its product protein JINGUBANG. NCBI's taxonomy places the organism in Eukaryota, Viridiplantae, Streptophyta, Magnoliopsida, Malpighiales, Salicaceae. The coding region runs from base 362 to 1750 and encodes 462 amino acids. Gene Ontology annotation, molecular function: protein binding. The transcript has a single exon. The record is from RefSeq and is a predicted model, not a curated record.